CCUGUCAUUCUGCGAUGCUUAAUUACAACACGCCACGUGGCACACCACGGAGACUACCUUUGCUCCCACAUGCCAAGUAGUCCAUCUAAGUACGAGGACAUACACCGGUCUAAUAGAUCAAACCCAAUGGAACGUGCUCUGACUCUCUGCUUCGUCCUCACUCUCCUCCUCAAUCUCCAGCCAGCGGAAUCCCCCGAUCCGGCAUGCCGGAACACCUGCGGCUCGCUGACGGUCAAGUACCCUUUCGGCACUGGCUACGGCUGCGGCUCUCCCCGGUUCCACCCCUACGUGACUUGCUUCCACGCGCAAGACCGCCACGAGCUGGUCUUCGCCACCCACACCGGCUUAUACCCGAUAACCUCCAUAUCCUACACAACCUCGACCUUAAUCAUCUCCCCACCCUACAUGUCCACUUGCACCUCCAUGAAGCCCUCGCCCAACCUGGGCCUCGACUGGUCCGGCCCGUUCGAGCUCGGAUCGUCGACUUUCGUCCUCCUCCAUUGCGAUCCCUCCACCACCUCCCUCACCGUCAAGGGCUCGCCCAUAUGCGACCGGAGCUCCCCCAAUCUGUGCUCUUCCAUGUACGCAUGUCCGGCCGUUCUCGCCCUCGGGCUGCCGCCGUUUUCCCCGACCAACACGUGCUGCGUCUAUUCCCCGGCGAACUUCGACGGCAAGGGCGAGCUGGACCUUCAGGCCUUGGAAUGCAGCGGGUACGCCCCGGUGGUGUCGCUCGGGGACUACCCGACCGACCCGACACAGUGGGAGUACGGGGUGGAGCUGAAGUACACGCAAGGGGCGUUCGAGAGCAACCACAUGGACACCAAGUGCCCAACUUGCGAGAACAGUGGCGGGGCGUGUGGGUAUGACUCUCCAAGCCUUGCCUUUCUUUGUGUUUGUGGCGGUGGCUAUAACACCAGCACGGACUGCAACAUAUACAAUCAGGUGGAGGGGAUCAUCUGGAGCUCAGCUUCUUUUCCAAGCAGGAAGAAUCGUUGGAGCAAUUUGGGGUACAGUGGCCUGGUUUUGACUGCUGCGGCCUGUUCCAUGAACCAGAGCUUGAGGAAAUUAUUCUUUCAAGUGGGGAUCAAUCCGUGAACGAAUCUGUAAAGAAACAAGAUCAUGUCAAAGUGGAGAAUAAAGGCUCGCCGGUCGAUUCUUCACGCUUGAUGAGCAUCUUCUCAACUUUUGCAUGCAUGGGUUUAGGUCCGAUUCUUUUGCUGUUGGACAUGACAUUUGCUAAGGAUUUUCUUAAUCGACCCACUUGUUUUGAUGAUCUUCCUCAAGCCAUUGCCUAGAUAAAUCUGUCUAUUAGUUCAUCACCGGUGCCAAAGCAUCCC
Rhodamnia argentea is the source of this 1337-nucleotide messenger RNA. RefSeq lists its product as uncharacterized. NCBI's taxonomy places the organism in Eukaryota, Viridiplantae, Streptophyta, Magnoliopsida, Myrtales, Myrtaceae. The record is from RefSeq and is a predicted model, not a curated record. The transcript is spliced from 2 exons. Bases 70 to 1095 code for a protein of 341 amino acids. Gene Ontology annotation, molecular function: polysaccharide binding.